UGGGGGCAGGUUUGCCAGAAACGUUGGGAUUUUUUAAAAGAAAAAUAACUUAAAACAAACAUUGCAGCCCAAAGUCAAUCGAAUACUAUUCGCCCACGAAAUAUACCGUCAGUUCACUUUACAGUAUAGCCUGUGGAGCGCUUUGAGACGUCUCAACGACGCGGCACGGUAAGGCGCGACGUCAAAUGAUACAGCAAGGAUUAUUAAAUACUGGCCUGAAACUCGUGAUCAGAAUUCAUCAUGAGCAAGAGAAAGUCAAAGGAGGGCAGUUUAUCCGUCGGAGAAUGCAUCUCGGAGAUUCACAAGAUAUUAAGAUCACGAUUCUGCCAACACGACCCUCGUAAACCACUUGGAGUAGACGCUCAGUAUAAGAAUUUGAGCGAGCUACUGAAACGAACAGCUGUUCACGGAGAGAGCAACUCUGUCCUGAUUGUUGGUCCCAGAGGAGCAGGGAAAACAAUGUUGCUGAAAGGCGUUUUGAAUGAAUUGUUAGAAGCAAAUUCAGUCAAGGAGAAUCUUCUGCAAGUUCACUUAACUGGCUUAUUGCAGACAGAUGACAAGAUUGCCUUGAAAGAAAUCACAAGACAGCUCCAGCUUGAGAAUGUUGUUGGAGAUAAAGUGUUUGGAAGCUUUGCCGAAAACCUUGCGUUUCUUCUGGAGGCUUUGAAAAAAGGAGAUCGCAGUAGCAGCCGCCCAGUGCUCUUUGUCCUGGAAGAGUUUGACCUCUUUGCUCAUCACAAGAAUCAGACCUUGCUUUACAACCUCUUUGACGUUUCUCAGUCAGCCCAGACGCCUGUGGUCGUGGUGGGGCUGACUUGCCGACUGGAUGUUUUGGAAUUGCUGGAAAAGAGAGUGAAAUCCAGAUUUUCCCACAGACAGAUACACUUGCUGAACGCAUUCGAUUUCAAUCAAUACGUAGAAAUCUUUCGGCACCAGCUUAGAUUAUCGAAAGAAUUUCCAGAUCGACGAUUUGCUGAAGAAUGGAAUCAGAAUGUACAGUCUAUGAGCAGAGAUAAGACCGUGAAGGAUGUUCUACAGAAGCAUUUCAAUUCCAGUAAAGAUUUCCGUUCCCUACACAUGCUGUUGAUGCUCGCACUGAAUCACGUGACUGUCUCUAACCCACACAUCCGACCAACAGAUCUUCUCGAUGCCAGCAGAACAUGCACCAUGGACUCGAAAGCUAAUAUACUGCACGGUCUGUCAGUGCUGGAAUUUUGCCUGAUCAUCGCCAUGAAGGACUUGAAUUACAUUUACGAUGGGGAACCGUUUAACUUUCAGAUGGUUUACAAUGAAUUUCAGAAGUUUGUUCAGAGGAAGGCUCAUUCUGUGCACAACUUUGAGAAACCAGUAGUCUUGAAGGCCUUUGAACAUCUGCAUCAACUGGAAUUGAUUAAACCAUUGGAGGGACCAAUGGUCCGAGCACAAAAGGAAUACCAACUGAUGAAAUUGCUGCUAGACAGUAGCCAGGUAAUGGAUGCACUGCACAAGUACCCACAGUGCCCAACUGAUGUCAGGCAGUGGGCAGUAUCAUCUUUGGAAUGACCGAGUGCGGAGUUUGGAUUUCAGUUGCUCAGAAGAAAAUAUAUUUUGGUGUUUGCUGGUGGAUUCCCAUUACACAAAACUAUGCAAAGAAAGUUUUGAGUUAUUACAAAUCACUGAAUAAUAGAAAGUCAUCCAUUCAGAUUUCACAAUGGUGCCAGGGAAACCUGGUCUUUUAUUAGACAUUUUUUGGAGGUUUCUUGUUUUAGGCAGGAGCUGUGUCACAAUAUGGUUCAUCAAAAGCCACUCCUCUGCUCCAUCUCAGGAAUUAUUUGUAUUUUGAAUAAGCCCAUAUUGGUAGGUUCUGAACCUAGAGGGUUUUCAAGAGAUUUCUUCUGCAUUUACUUUUUCAUGUUGGCAAAUAUUUACAAAACAUUCCUUCCAAAAGACUACCCUGGCAAUGUCUGACCUGCAGGUAUUUUCACACAGUAUUUAAUGGAGCUGUUAAUGUUAAGCAGAGUGUCCCUAAUUGAACUUGUGUAACUGGAAAAAAAGGGUUUCUGUAUCCUCACCAAUAUUAUGUAAACAUGUCAGAUUCAUGCUGUAUAAAACUAAAUUUUCUAUUAAAAGUAUUACAGAAA
Callorhinchus milii (elephant shark) is the source of this 2120-nucleotide messenger RNA. RefSeq names its product origin recognition complex, subunit 4 (gene orc4). The record is from RefSeq and is a predicted model, not a curated record. Lineage: Eukaryota; Metazoa; Chordata; Chondrichthyes; Chimaeriformes; Callorhinchidae. Gene Ontology annotation, molecular function: DNA replication origin binding; ATP hydrolysis activity. Bases 241 to 1542 code for a protein of 433 amino acids. Gene Ontology annotation, biological process: DNA replication initiation; DNA replication. Gene Ontology annotation, cellular component: nucleus; nuclear origin of replication recognition complex. The transcript is spliced from 14 exons.